Molecule: messenger RNA, 917 nt
Organism: Osmia bicornis bicornis
Lineage: Eukaryota; Metazoa; Arthropoda; Insecta; Hymenoptera; Megachilidae
Gene: Pfdn5
Product: prefoldin subunit 5
Exons: 2
Coding region: 117-602 (161 amino acids)
Biological process (GO): protein folding; regulation of DNA-templated transcription
Cellular component (GO): prefoldin complex; cytoplasm
Source: RefSeq, a predicted model, not a curated record
AGCCAUAGCCAUCUAUUACGCGAGCUCAUGUCUCCAGCGUUGUCCGUUUUUGGUUAUAUCUGAACGUGUGUCAAGAGUUGGUUUGAAGUAAUAGUGUUUCUAAUAAACUAUUAAAAAUGUCAGAGGUUUCUAUGUCAGAGGCGCCGCACUUGCAGCAAAUUGAUCUGACAACAUUAAAUCUCCAACAACUCACGUCGUUAAAACAACAAUUGGAUCUAGACCUCGGUAUCUUUCAAGAUUCUUUGCAAACCUUAAAAAUAGCACAAACUAAAUUCCAAGAAUCUGGAUCAUGUCUUGAGAAAGUUACUCCAGCUAUGGAGGGUAAUGAAGUUCUUGUACCAUUAACUGGGUCAAUGUACGUGGUAGGAAAGCUUGCAGACACAAGUAAUGUUUUAUUUGACAUUGGAACUGGUUACUAUAUACAGAAGAAUGUAUCAGACGCAAAGGAGUACUUUGAAAGAAGAGUGGGUUACAUCACUACGCAACUAGAAAACAUUCAGCAGCUGGGACUUGAGAAGAGUAAAGUCAGAGAUGCAGUAGUGGAUGUGAUAGAAAUGAAACUUCAAAACCAAAUGCAAAAAGAGGGAUCAGAGCAUACGUAAAAUACUAACAGGUUAUUUGAACUAAACAUUUUAAAUGCAAUUUAUUCAUUACUUGUGUCAAUUUUCAUUAAUAAUAUUACUAAGUUGGCUCAGUCUCUAUUUCACUAUUAAAUUUGGAUGAUAAUUAUGCUGUAUGUUAACAUGAGAUUAAUUAAAUUUCAUAGCCAUAAGGGGAUACCAAAUUGUUUAUUUAAUUUUCAAUUCAACAGCUAUUGUUAUGUACAGCUAUUACGUAAGCUUUGAUAAAUUAUUAAAGGAUUUUAUCUCGUAUAGCAGCUGUAAGAAUAAUAAAGAAUAAUUUUAUCUAUUACUAUA